AUGGCGGCUUUAGCAGCACUCCUUCCUACUCCAAUACAUUCACAAUCUUUCGAGGAGGAGGCUGACAUCUCGCGGCCAGCGUCAGCGCCUUCUCAAUCACUCAUUGCUCGCCCCACUAUCCCUCCCUAUGGUCAACGACGCGGCUGGAGACCAUCCUCUCUAGCAGAUUAUGCGGACGGUGGGUCGUACCCCGAAUGCCAUGUCGCACAAUAUCCGCUGGACAUGGGCAAGAAGAAGGGCUCGUCUGGGAACACCCUUGCCCUUCAGGUCGACAGUGAUGGUAACGUCCGCUAUGAUGCCAUUGCCCACCAAGGCCAGCGACCGGACAAAAUCAUCCAAUCCCAAUUCAAAGACCUCGUGCCACUACUGCAUCGGAAAGACCUCACGGAUGAGGAUCGAAAUAUGGACAGGCCGUCGGAGGAUGAAGUGCAGGAAACCGCUGACAAGACGAGGGCGGCUUUGGAGAAGUUAGUUUCGGGGAAAAUCAAAGCAGCCCAACCUAAGAAUGUCCUGGAUACUGGUGGCCAAGCUUCCUUCAUUCGGUACACACCAGGCCAACAAAACGGAUCCUCUACCCUCCAACAACGCAUCAUCAAAAUGUCCACAGUUGUCGAAGACCCAUUGGAGCCACCGAGAUUCAAACAUAAAAAGAUUCCGCGUGGCCCACCCAGUCCACCGCCUCCCGUUCUACGUAGUCCUCCCCGGAAAGCGACUGCUCAAGAACAGAAGGAAUGGAUGAUUCCGCCAUGCAUAUCCAACUGGAAAAACAACAAGGGUUUCACCAUUCCACUGGACAAACGAUUGGCGGCAGAUGGUCGUGGCCUGCAGGACGUGAGCAUCAACGACAACUUUGCCAAAUUUUCCGAAGCUUUGUUUGUCGCAGACCGACAUGCCCGCGAGGAGGUCCGCCAACGAUCGCUUAUGCAACAAAAGCUUGCUCAGAAGGAGAAAGCGUCGAAAGAAGAGAAUCUACGCGCCAUGGCUCAAAGGGCACGGGAAGAACGAGCCGGUGUUGCUGCGAAACCCACUGUCGCAAGCCAGGCAGCAAUGAACACGUCGCUCGCGAACUACGGAAGUGACAGUGGGAGUGAUGAUGAGUCAGACAAGGGCAGUGAAGAGGACGAGGACGCUGCUCGUGUUCGUGACCAAAUGCGCCAAGAGAAGCGUAGAGAGCGUGAACGAGAGAUGAGAAUGAAUAAUAUGGGCACGGAGCAAAGGGCUAAACAACUUGCUCGACAACAGAAUCGCGACAUUUCAGAGAAAAUUGCCCUUGGUCUUGCCAAGCCCACACUCUCCAAAGAAUCCAUGCUCGACUCGCGGUUGUUCAACCAGGAAUCGCUGUCAGGUAGCUUUGCCGACGAAGACUCAUACAACCUCUACGACCGCCCGCUAUUCCAUGGCUCAACUGCCGCUGCUGCAAUCUACAAAGCUCGCGGUAACAUUACUGAAGGCAACGAAGAUUCAUUUGGUGGUGGAACCGACGAGGGUAUUGGCAAAGCGCUCGAUAACGACCGGUUUGGUCUUGGGCAACCGAAAGUUGGGUUCGAGGGUGCCGCUGACCAAGAAAUACGAGAAGGUCCAGUGCAGUUUGAGAAGGAUACUGGUGAUGUCUUUGGGCUGAAUCAGUUCCUUGACGAGGCCAAGACUGGUAAGAAACGCGGUCUUGACACUAGCGGUGGUGGCUCUCGCAAGCGGCAGCAACUGGAGCGGGCGUCAGAACGAGAUUGGCCUGACGGAUCAAAAGUUGUUGACCAAUUUGGACUUUGUGACGGAACAAAAACUUUUAUGAGCGCUGCGUCUGGCGCACGGACGCUGCUCAAGUACACUGGAAUCCCGCCUUCUUGGUUCGAAAAACGACCCAAACUCCCCUCACGCAACUGGCUUAUCUUUUACUCCUUCACGUCGUCAUGCAUUGGCCUCUAUGUUUAUGACCGCCGCCAAUGUCGUGCCAUUCGUCAAGAAUAUAUCGACAAAGUCAAGGACUUUGCUGACGAAACCGUUGGAUCCAUGUACCACCCACGCAAAGUCCUAGUUUAUGGUGGACGGUGGCCUGGGGACGAGGACUACGACCAGCCGCUGAAAUAUUUCCGCAAGUAUGUCAAGCCAAUACUCGUCGCAGCGGCUGUCGACUACACUAUGGUUGGCGGGAAACGUCUUGGGGACGUGGCAGGACGCGUAGCAGAGAGCAUUAAGGCACAGCGACGAGUUGAAGCUGGCUUAGAAGAAACCCCAGACUAUCGCAAAGCCCUGCCGUCUUACUUGACGCCUGAAGAGGAACGACUACACCAAUUAGAAGGCGGUAUUAUGAUCAUUGGGCGGCCAACAUUCAAAGAGUUUAUGACGGGACUUAAACGCGGCUGGUCUGAGCCGCUGGACAAGGUGGACAAGGAGGAAAUGCUUGCGCAAGAGCUUGAAGCAGAUGGUCGGUUUGAUGAGUCCGACGAAGAGCCAACACCAUUGCCGCCAAUAUUGCUGCCCCCCACUCAAAUUACUUCUCAGCCGUCUCUUCCCACUGUGCCCUCGCUACCGCCCAUCGCCCUAGUUCCAUUCACGGACUUGCUGGGCUUCACGAAAAUUCCGCUCAUGAUUUGGCAGUGGUUUAACCGCCGACACGAUGUACGGAACGGCGCUGAGGCUGCCUACAGCGUGGUUAUGGGCCAAACACGUCCCUUCUCCACGCCGUUAUUCUCUGAUAUCACGCCAGGCGAAUCGGACCUCGAAUUCGAUGUCGCCUGUGAACGGUGGCUCAAGAAAUCGCUCUUUGACCUGCCCAAGGAGACCGAAAAAGCGCGCGAAAAGUAUUAUACGGAGCUCAAGAGUAAACUUGAAACAGCCAGAGCAUUGGCGAGAGGCACACGGGAGCCUACCAAGGAGGAGACUGCCAACCCGCCACCCACCGAGGUGGAGUUGAGAGCGGAGCGGCUAAAGAACGAAAAGAGGUGGCGAGGAGAUCUACGAGGCUGGGAAAUUGUCAGUCCAGCAACCAAGACAGCUUGGGACGACAGAUUCCGUGACGUCCUUCGAGUAUACACAAAUCCGAAAUAA
Mycena indigotica is the source of this 3045-nucleotide messenger RNA. RefSeq names its product Transcriptional regulator Cwf13. The transcript has 7 exons. Gene Ontology annotation, cellular component: spliceosomal complex. Gene Ontology annotation, biological process: mRNA splicing, via spliceosome. The record is from RefSeq and is a predicted model, not a curated record. NCBI's taxonomy places the organism in Eukaryota, Fungi, Basidiomycota, Agaricomycetes, Agaricales, Mycenaceae. Bases 1 to 3045 code for a protein of 1014 amino acids.